Messenger RNA from Alligator sinensis (Chinese alligator), 1800 nucleotides. RefSeq names its product sodium- and chloride-dependent GABA transporter 1. The record is from RefSeq and is a predicted model, not a curated record. Bases 1 to 1800 code for a protein of 599 amino acids. Gene Ontology annotation, cellular component: plasma membrane. Gene Ontology annotation, molecular function: gamma-aminobutyric acid:sodium:chloride symporter activity. Gene Ontology annotation, biological process: sodium ion transmembrane transport; neurotransmitter transport. The transcript has 14 exons. NCBI's taxonomy places the organism in Eukaryota, Metazoa, Chordata, Crocodylia, Alligatoridae.
AUGGGUAAGAUUGACAACACAUCUGUGGAGCUGAACUCAUCCUCCGAGGUGAAGCAAGCAGCCCUUGAGGAAUCUGAGUCACUUGCCCAAGAAGCUGGGGGUGUCCAGAAGAAGAAAGAGAUACCAGACAGAGGUUCUUGGAAGGGAAAGUUUGACUUUCUGCUGUCAUGUGUGGGCUAUGCCAUUGGACUGGGCAAUGUUUGGCGGUUCCCAUAUCUUUGUGGCAAGAAUGGAGGAGGUGCCUUCCUGAUCCCCUAUUUCCUGACACUGGUGUUUGCUGGGAUUCCUCUGUUCCUGCUGGAGACUGCUCUCGGCCAAUAUACCUCCGUAGGUGGAUUGGGUGUCUGGAAAUUAGCACCCAUGUUUAAAGGAGUGGGUCUGGCUGCUGUGGUUCUCUCAUUCUGGUUGAAUAUCUAUUAUAUUGUCAUCAUUGCUUGGUCACUGUACUAUCUCUUCAGCUCUUUCACUGGGGACCUCCCAUGGCAAAGCUGUGGCAAUGCCUGGAACACAGAUCGGUGCUUUUCCAACUACUCACUCAACGAUACCACCAAUCUGACCAGUGCUGUGACUGAGUUCUGGGAAAGGAACAUGCACCAGAUUUCUGGAGGCUUGGGGGAGCCAGGUAGCAUUCGCUGGCCCCUUGCUGGAACUCUUGCUCUAGCAUGGGUUCUUGUCUAUUUUUCCAUCUGGAAAGGUGUAGAGUGGACGGGGAAGGUUGUAUAUUUUUCAGCCACCUAUCCUUACCUCAUGUUGUUUAUUCUUUUCUUCCGUGGCGUCACUCUGCCAGGAGCCAAGGAGGGGAUACUCUUUUACCUGACACCGGACUUCAGCAAGCUCUCUAAGUCUGAGGUCUGGAUGGAUGCAGCCACACAGAUUUUUUUCUCCUAUGGACUGGGCCUAGGGUCUCUGAUUGCCCUGGGAAGCUAUAACACCUUUCACAACAAUGUCUACAGAGACUCCAUCAUUGUCUGCUGUAUAAAUUCCACCACCAGCCUAUUUGCAGGAUUUGUUAUUUUUUCCAUUGUUGGUUUCAUGUCUCACAUCACCAAGAAGUCGAUCGCUGAGCUGGCAUCUUCAGGUCCAGGACUGGCUUUUCUUGCCUACCCACAAGUUGUUACACAGUUGCCUAUGUCUCCUCUCUGGUCAAUUCUCUUCUUCUCUAUGCUAAUGAUGUUAGGUCUGGACAGCCAGUUUUGCACUGUGGAAGGGUUCAUCACAGCCCUCAUGGAUGAGUAUCCCCAUGUUCUGAGAGCUAGGAAGAAGAUCUUCAUUGCUGUCAUCUGUUUCAUCUCUUACCUCAUUGGAUUCUCCAAUAUCACCCAGGGUGGCAUCUAUGUCUUCAAGCUGUUUGAUUAUUACUCAGCCAGUGGCAUGUGUCUUCUCUUCCUUGUCUUCUUUGAGACCAUUUCAAUUUCCUGGUGUUAUGGUGUGAACAGAUUUUACAGGAACAUUGAGGAGAUGAUUGGCUACAAACCUUGUGGCUGGUGGAAGAUCUGCUGGGCUUUCUGUACUCCCUUCAUUUGUUUGGGUGUGUUUGUCUUCAGUGUUGCUGAAAUGACCCCUUUGACUCUGGGUAAAUACGUCUAUCCCACAUGGGGGCAGGGCAUCGGCUGGCUCAUGGCUCUGUCCUCUAUGUUGCUGAUUCCAGGGUAUAUGCUGUACUACUUCUUCAUCUCAAAGGGGACCAUCAGACAGCGUUUUCAGCAGAUGACACAACCCACCUCAGAGAUGAACAUUCAGAACAAUGAACUAACACCAAAGACCUCAUCAAACGGGAUGGGCUCUGAUGCUGCUGUCUAA